CCCACUGCACUUUUUCGAGUGAAGCCAAGCUCCGCCUCUUUCUGCUAAUGGAUAAACCCAGAGGACAGCAUCAGAGAGAAGUGGAUCAGCUGGUGGUGGUAGUGGUUCUGCUGCUGUGGAGCUCAGGACUUCAAGCUAAAGAAAACUACAAUUCAACAGACUUUGUCAGGUUGAUGGGAGGAGUCAGUCGCUGUGCAGGAACACUGGAGUUGAAAAAUCAAGGAGAAUGGAGACCAGUGGAUUUCUCUGACUUCAGCCUAAAAACAGCAGCUGUUGUCUGUGAACAUCUGGACUGUGGCUCUGCUGUUUCUGCAGAAGCAAGAAAUGAGUCCUCACCCAGAUCUGUGUGGAGGAUCAAGUCUGACUGUGUUAGACAUGGCACUGCACUGAGACAGUGUGUAGUAUCAAGACCCACUUACACUAUUGUGAAUCUCGCCUGUUCAGACUCUGUCAGGCUGCUGAAUGGUUCCAGUCUGUGUUCAGGCAGACUGGAGGUGAAGUCUAACCAGAGCUGGUCCUCAGUGUGUGAAGCUGACUUUGACCAGCAGGAUGCAGAGGUGGUCUGUAGGGAGCUCGGCUGUGGGCCUCCUUUGGCCCUCCAGGGGGCGCUCUAUGGAGAAGUGGAGGCUCCGUGUGGAGGCCAUGAGUCUGCUCUCCUGGACUGUAGAAGCUCAGGCUCAGCUAGAAACAGCUGCUCACCUGGCAAAGCUGUUGGACUCACCUGCUCAGAGCUUAGAUGUGUCAGGUUGGUGGGAGGAGCCAGUCACUGUGCAGGUAUACUGGAAGUGAGCCAUCUGAGGAAGUGGAGACCAGUCAGUCACUCUUACUGGACUCUAAAGGCAGCAGCUGUUGUGUGUGAACAUCUGGAUUGUGGCUCAGCUGUUUCUUUGGAACCUGAAUUAUCAGGAAAAUCUUUGUGGAAGAUCAAACAAAAUUGUAUCAAAUCUGGAUCUGCUCUGUGGGAAUGUGCAACAUCAAGUUUUUCAUCUCACACCCUGAAGCUCACCUGUUCAGACUCUGUCAGGCUGCUGAAUGGUUCCAGUCUGUGUUCAGGCAGACUGGAGGUGAAGUCUAACCAGAGCUGGUCCUCAGUGUGUGAAGCUGACUUUGACCAGCAGGAUGCAGAGGUGGUCUGUAGGGAGCUCGGCUGUGGGCCUCCUUCGGCCCUCCAGGGGGCGCUCUAUGGAGAAGUGGAGGCUCCAGUGUGGAGCAAAGAGUUCCAGUGUGGAGGCCAUGAGUCUGCUCUCCUGGACUGUAGAAGCUCAGGCUCAGCUAGAAACAGCUGCUCACCUGGCAAAGCUGUUGGACUCACCUGCUCAGAGCCUGUCAGGCUGGUGGGAGGAGCCCAUCGGUGUGCAGGUGCAAUGGAGCUGAAACGGGGAGAGUGGAGAGCAGUCAGUCACUCUUACUGGACGCUGAAGGAAGCAGCUGUUGUAUGUGAACAUCUGGACUGUGGCUCUGCUGUUUCAGUACGAGCGAAAAGUAAUUCAGGGACGUUUCUGUGGAGGAUCACAUCUGACUGUGUUCAUUCUGGAUCUCCUCUGCGGGAAUGUGCAACGCAGAGUUACAUUUUAUCAUCCAUCCUGCAUCUCACCUGCAUGGACUCUGUCAGGCUGCUGAAUGGUUCCAGUCUGUGUUCAGGCAGACUGGAGGUGAAGUCUAACCAGAGCUGGUCCUCAGUGUGUGAAGCUGACUUUGACCGGCAGGAUGCAGAGGUGUUCUGUAGGGAGCUCGGCUGUGGGCCUCCUUUGGUCCUCCAGGGGGCGCUCUAUGGAGAAGUGGAGGCUCCAGUGUGGAGCAAAGAGUUCCAGUGUGGAGGCCAUGAGUCUGCUCUCCUGGACUGUAGAAGCUCAGGCUCAGCUCGAAACAGCUGCUCACCUGGCAAAGCUGUUGGACUCACCUGCUCAGAACCUUUUAGGUUGGAGGGAGGAGCCCAUCGCUGUGCAGGUACACUGAACGUGAAAAAUCUUGGAUAUUGGAGACCAGUUUCUUACAAUGACUGGAACCUGAAGGCAGCAGCUAUUUUGUGUGAACAUCUGGACUGUGGCUCUGCUGUUUCUGUGAAGCUCCAUAAGUCAUCAGUGAAAUCUGUCUGGAGGAUCAAACCUGACUGCUUUACAUCUGGAUCUGCUCUGUGGGAAUGUGCAACAUCAGAUUAUUCAUGGCACAUCCUGAAUCUUACCUGUUCAGACUCUGUUAGGCUGCUGAAUGGUUCCAGUCUGUGUUCAGGCAGACUGGAGGUGAAGUCUAACCAGAGCUGGUCCUCAGUGUGUGAAGCUGACUUUGACCAGCAGGAUGCAGAGGUGGUCUGUAGGGAGCUCGGCUGUGGGCCUCCUUCGGUCCUCCAGGGGGCGCUCUAUGGAGAAGUGGAGGCUCCAGUGUGGAGCAAAGAGUUCCAGUGUGGAGGCCAUGAGUCUGCUCUCCUGGACUGUAGAAGCUCAGGCUCAGCUAGAAACAGCUGCUCACCUGGCAAAGCUGUUGGACUCACCUGCUCAGAGCCCGAUGAUGUCAGAUUGGUGGGAGGAGCCAGUCGCUGUGAAGGAACUUUAGAAGUGAAAAAUCGUGGAGAGUGGAGAUCAGUGCAUGAUUCUCACUGGACCCUGAGAGAUGCAGUUGUUCUCUGUGAACAUCUGGAUUGCGGCUUUCCUGUUUCACUACAGCGGAGUCAAGAGUCCUCAAUGAAAUCUGUGUGGAGGAUCAAACCUGACUGUGUUCAGUCUGGAACUCCUCUGGGAGAGUGUGCCACAUCAGAUUAUGAUAUCUCCAUCCUGAAUCUUGCCUGCUCACACUCUGUCAGGCUGCUGAAUGGUUCCAGUCUGUGUUCAGGCAGACUGGAGGUGAAGUCUAACCAGAGCUGGUCCUCAGUGUGUGAAGCUGACUUUGACCAGCAGGAUGCAGAGGUGGUCUGUAGGGAGCUCGGCUGUGGGCCUCCUUCGGUCCUCCAGGGGGCGCUCUAUGGAGAAGUGGAGGCUCCAGUGUGGAGCAAAGAGUUCCAGUGUGGAGGCCAUGAGUCUGCUCUCCUGGACUGUAGAAGCUCAGGCUCAGCUCGAAACAGCUGCUCACCUGGCAAAGCUGUGGGACUCACCUGCUCAGAGCCUGUCAGGCUGGUGGGAGGAGCCAAUCACUGUGAAGGUACAGUGGAGGUGAAACAAGGAGGGUGGAGAUCAGUAGGUUCAUCAGACUGGUCCUUGAAGGAGGCAGCUGCUGUCUGCCAACACUUGGACUGUGGAUCUGCUGUAUCUGCAGGCCAGAGAAAGGCGGUCUCACUCAGAUCUAUGUGGAGAAUCACUCCUGACUGUGUUCAUUCUGGAUCUGCUCUGAGAGAGUGUGCAAGACUGAAUCUCUUUUUCUACAUUCAGCAUCUCACCUGCCAAGACUCUGUCAGGCUCCUGAAUGGUUCCAGUCUGUGUUCAGGCAGACUGGAGGUGAAGUCUAACCAGAGCUGGUCCUCAGUGUGUGAAGCUGACUUUGACCAGCAGGAUGCAGAGGUGGUCUGUAGGGAGUUUGGCUGUGGGCCUCCUUCGGUCCUCCAGGGGGCGCUCUAUGGAGAAGUGGAGGCUCCAGUGUGGAGCAAAGAGUUCCAGUGUGGAGGCCAUGAGUCUGCUCUCCUGGACUGUAGAAGCUCAGGCUCAGCUCGAAACAGCUGCUCACCUGGCAAAGCUGUUGGACUCACCUGCUCAGAGCCUGACCGUGUCAGGUUGGUGGGAGGAACCAGUUGCUGUGAAGGUAUACUGGAAUUGAAACAUUUGAGGGACUGGAGACCAGUUUUUAUCAAUCAUUGGAACCUGAAGGCAGCAGCUGUGGUUUGUGAACAUCUGGACUGUGGUUCUGCUGUUUCUGCCCAAUCUGAAGACUCAACACAAAAAAGCGUGUGGUUAAUCAGACCUGACUGUGUCAAACCUGGAUCCGCUUUGUGGGAAUGUGCAAAAUCAGGUUACUCAUCCAAUGUCCUGAAAGUAACCUGCUCAGGACUCCAGGCUGAAGAAAAACACAAUGCUACAGAGCCCAAUAAUGUCAGGUUGGUGGGAGGAGCUAGUCACUGUGCAGGUACGGUGGAGGUGAAAAACCUGGGAGAGUGGAGACCAGUGGAGGAAUCUGACUGGACACUGAAGGCAGCAGCUGUUGUGUGUGAACAUCUGGAUUGUGGCUCUGCUGUUUCAGUAGAACAGAGACAGAAGUCACUGACAUUGGUGUGGCAGCUCAAACCAGAUUGUGUUCAGUCUGGAUCUGCUCUCAGGGAGUGUGUCUCAUCAAGUUUGUCUUUUUUUGUCCUAGAUCUCACCUGUUCAGACUCUGUCAGGCUGCUGAAUGGUUCCAGUCUGUGUUCAGGCAGACUGGAGGUGAAGUCUAACCAGAGCUGGUCCUCAGUGUGUGAAGCUGACUUUGACCAGCAGGAUGCAGAGGUGGUCUGUAGGGAGCUCGGCUGUGGGCCUCCUUUGGCCCUCCAGGGGGCGCUCUAUGGAGAAGUGGAGGCUCCAGUGUGGAGCAAAGAGUUCCAGUGUGGAGGCCAUGAGUCUGCUCUCCUGGACUGUAGAAGCUCAGGCUCAGCUCGAAACAGCUGCUCACCUGGCAAAGCUGUUGGACUCACCUGCUCAGAGCCUGAUGAUGUCAGGUUGGUGGGAGGAGCCAAUCGCUGUGCGGGUGCACUGGAGGUGAAACUGGAGGAGUGGAGACCAGUGUGUGCCUUUCAUGAUUCCUGGACCCUGAAAGAAGCAGGUGUUUUCUGUGAACAUCUGGGCUGUGGCUCAGCUGUUUCUAUAGAAAAGGCAAACAUCUUGCAAACAGUUGCAUGGUCGAUCACACCUGACUGUGUUCUGUCCACAUCUCCUCUGAAGAAUUGUGCAACAAGAAAACAUUAUUCUUACCAAAUCCUGAAACUCACCUGUUCAGAUCUGCUUGUUCAGACAAACAUCCAUGCAUCCUCCAUGGACAGGGUUUUCAGUGCCCAGCAGCAGGGGCUUCAGGUAUCCAGGGGCUCCAGCUUCACCAUCAGCUGCUCCAUCCAGCCACAGUACCCAGGAGGCUCUUUCCAGCUCACCUUCACCUCCUCCAACACAACAUACAGCUGCACCCAGCCAGCUGUCAGUCACUCUGCCCUCUUCCUGUUUCCUGCUGCAGAGCCCGCCCACCAAGGAAACUACAGCUGUGUUUAUCACGUCUACGUUUUCUCUCAUAACUUCUUCUCUGAGAGCCACCAGCUGUCUGUCACUGUGUCAGAGUUUGUCAGCUUGGUAGGAGGACCCAGUCGCUGUGCAGGAACACUGGAAUUGAAACAUUUGGGUGUGUGGAGACCAAUGGAUGGCUCUGACUGGACCAUAAAGGCAGCAUCUGUUAUCUGUGAACAUCUGGACUGUGGCUCUGCUGUUUCAGUAGAAUGGCGAGAGGAUUCCACAGAGAAAUCUGUGUGGAAGAUCCAAACCGACUGCAUUGAGUCUGGAUCAGCUAUAAAAGAAUGCUUACAACUUUGGUUGUCUUCCUUCUCUCUGUAUCUCACGUGCUCAGACUCUGUCAGGCUGCUGAAUGGUUCCAGUCUGUGUUCAGGCAGACUGGAGGUGAAGUCUAACCAGAGAUGGUCCUCAGUGUGUGAAGCUGACUUUGACCAGCAGGAUGCAGAGGUGGUCUGUAGGGAGCUCGGCUGUGGGCCUCCUUUGGUCCUCCAGGGGGCGCUCUAUGGAGAAGUGGAGGCUCCAGUGUGGAGCAAAGAGUUCCAGUGUGGAGGCCAUGAGUCUGCUCUCCUGGACUGUAGAAGCUCAGGCUCAGCUAGAAACAGCUGCUCACCUGGCAAAGCUGUUGGACUCACCUGCUCAGAGCCUGAUGAUGUCAGGUUAGUGGGAGGAGCCAGUCGCUGUGCAGGAUCACUGGAGCUGAAACUGGGAGAGUGGAGACCAGUGGAAGCUUCUGAGUGGAUCCUGGGCAAAGCAGCCGUAAUCUGUGAACACCUGCACUGUGGUUCUCUUGAUUAUGUGGAGGCUAGAAAUGAGUCCUUGCUCAGAUCUGUUUGGAGACUCAAACCUGACUGUGUUCAAUCUGGAUCUGCUCUGAGGGAGUGUGCAACAUCAGAAUACUCUUUAAUGAUUAUGAAUUUCACCUGCUCAGACCUGCUAAUUCAGCCAAACAUCCAUGCGUUCUCCAUGGAUGGGGUCUCUGAGGCCCAGCAGCAGGGGCUUCAGGUGUCCAGCCGCUCCAACUUCACUAUCAGCUGCUCCAUCCAGCCACAGUACCCAGGAGGCUCCUUCCAGCUCACCUUCACCUCCUCAAACACCACAUACAGCUACACCCAGCCAGCUGUCAAUCACUCUGCCCACUUCCUGUUUCCUGCUGCAGAGCCCGCCCACCAAGGAAACUACAGUUGUGUUUAUCACGUCUACGUUUUCUCUCAUAACUUCUCCUCUGAGAGCCGCCUGCUGUCUGUUGCUGUUUCAGCUCCAACAGUUCAUACCAUCACAGGAGUCGUCCUGCUGCUGAUUCUCCUGAUUGUGAUUACUGCCCUUUAUUUCUCCUGGAAGGCCAGCAGGGAGCAGAAGCUGAGAAGAAAGGAGAACACUGACGUGGUUUACUACAACUACAGUGAUCACGGAGCAGAGGGAGGAUCAGCUGAAGAUGAAAGUCACCGCCUCAAAGGAGCUCAUCUCAAAUCCAAUUGAAUUUCUGAAAAAUAAGUAUCAUAACAGUUAACACAACAGUUUUCAAUUGAUUAUAAACCUGUGUACUCACUUCACUGAUGUAUCGCUUCAUUUUAAACUAGAGGGGAAAGCACAAUGUCAUCCAACAAACAUAUCAGGCAAUCAGGACGUCAGGCUCAUUUUUAAUUUCAACAACGCUCUAAUUUCAUGUUGUAUAUUAAAUUAAGUCAUUGUUUAUUCUUUAAAUCUGAUAUUGUUAUACCAUGUGCCACUGGAUUACAUCUGGUAACAUGCAACAACAAUUUAAUGUUACAUCCUUGGCCUGGGUUCACCUGAACAUAACUCCCCACUCAAACCACGCCAAAAGGCCGACAACACAGUAACUGAAAAUGCUAAGUAGCAGUUUAUUAGCUUCAGUGCUGAGCGAUGCCAAAACAACAAACAAGGUCUCUAAUGUUCCCUAACUGAAAGUUUUAAAAAACAAAAGACAGAUAUCUAACCUUAUCUCCCAACUAACAGACAAGAGAAAAAAACAUCUCAACAAAAAAGGCUUCUCACUCCUACUGCAGUGCUUAACAUGUACAGUGCAUGAAUAUUCACAAUUGUGUUUUUACAAACUGUUUACAAAAAACUAGUGAUUUGAAGUCAUUGGAAGCUGAAGCAUCGGCGCAUGUGUCAGAACAGCCACAAACAACAAGAUAGUGCUUCAGAAGCACUGUGCCAACAUUUGAUUCGUCUGGCCGGUCACGUGAUCUACACUAACUGUGUUUUACUUUCACUUUUUGGGUGAGAGAAUUCAUGGUUGGUGGUUUUCGUCAUCUUAGGAAGACAAUGCUCACUUCAGACAGUUUGCAGGUGUCUCAGACCCAACCUACACAAUCCCAAUUUGGAAAGCUGAGAAGGAAAUGGUGGAGGAAAAGUUUAUGGAAGAAAAAGAGAAAGGUCACAAACUGAGUUUUCUGCUAAUGGUGUGGUGGUUGACACAUUUGCACAGCAAGAAAAAGGUCACUGGUUUAAUUCUCUCUGUAGACACAGGGUGUGAAGGAAGGGCAACCCUAUCAAAUCAAUCACAUUACCUCCAAAGGCAAAAACCUUUUGGUGCAGCUAUAGCACAGUUAUAAUAUCUGCUAAUUUGAAGGUUGGUGGUUCUCCGAUGCAUCCAUUGGUGUGUGAAAGCACUUAAAACAUGGUGAAUGUGGCACGUUGUAUAACAUGCCCUGCACCCACUCCACUUAUUGGUGACCAAGAGCGCUGUAUAUUCACACCUUAUCAAAUGGUACUUCAGCCUCUUCUGUUCCGUGUGAUAGGAUUUUCUCGAAGGCGCACUGUGGAACAAAUUCUCUUCUUGAAUAAAAACCAAACAGGA
This is a messenger RNA of Oreochromis niloticus (Nile tilapia), 7989 nucleotides long. Its product is annotated as scavenger receptor cysteine-rich type 1 protein M160. The record is from RefSeq and is a predicted model, not a curated record. Gene Ontology annotation, cellular component: membrane. NCBI's taxonomy places the organism in Eukaryota, Metazoa, Chordata, Actinopteri, Cichliformes, Cichlidae.